AUUGGUCGUGUAGGUAAAACAGUCGACCGUAGAUCCAAGGAUCGUGGGUUCGAAUCUCCGUGCCUUAUUUUUCGUUUAGACUCCUACAGUUGCUUAUUUCGAGACAAUACUGUAUUCUUUCAUUCCAAUCUUUCGCAAAUACCACCAACUUGUCCUACUUUGCCACCACUUUAUUUGUAGUUUUAUAUUCAUUUUUAAUAAUAACCAACGUAACUAUAGCAAAGAGAAAUACUCGUGAAUUAUUAAUCGUCUACUUUGAAAACCGUGUACGUUACGCGAAACUCCAUUAAAAAGUCAAGCUCGCACCUGGCGAUUGCUACAUUGUAAAUUAAAAAUGUACAAACACGCGACACUGGAAGUAGCGGGAGCACCAAUCAGGCUGACGAUUAUUCAAAAACUACGAUUGUUCCGUGCAUACUCGCCUGCUGCUUCGAUGACGUUGCACUAUUCCUACCAUUCUAUCUAAAAGUUGACCAUCGUUCGAGAUCUCCAUGAAAGGAUUACUGUUACUUGCGACGAUGCAGGUAAUCCUGCGACCUACGCAAUCCGCUAACGGUGCGAUAUGGGACAAAAGGACUCAGGAUUUCGUGCCGAUAUUCGGCAUUCCAGACUUUGCGGCGAUAAAACAGGAGAUUCUCGACGAGAGUCGAGCAAAGGAGACGCACAACUUUCAGGGAAGAGUCGUCAAGUUCUCCUAUUUCGAGAUCACCAACCUCGUCAACAGGAAUGGCAAUCGGAUCACAGGAGCGAUUGGGGAAGUCUGGAACACCCUUUCGGAAUACUUGAAUUUCACGUUAAAACCGAUUCUUGUGACCCAAAAGAGUCUAGGUUUCCCAGAUUUCACUGGCACGUAUAGAAGUGGUUUGUUAAAUAUAAUCCGAAAAAAUGAAACGGACGUGAUACCUAGACUGGAAGCCAUCCCAAUGCGACUUGUGGCUGUCCAAUUCUCAAUUCCGCUGUGGAGAGGCAGUUUUCGUCUGUACGCUCGACGCGACAUUCAACACAACCCUACAUGGAUGGUGAAAAUAUUCUCGCGGAAAGUCUGGUACGCUAUUUUAUCCACGUACUUUCUGCUGUGCCUUUGCAGCUACCUGGCGCAAAUGAUGGAAUCGAAGAUAACGCGCAGAAAGCUCAAAACGAGCCUGGUCGACGUAUUCUUCUACAAUUUUGGCACGAUUUGCGAUCAAAAUUAUCUUCCGAGCAGUUUGAGCAAGAGCUUGAGAAUCGUGGAAUUCUGUCUGGGCUUGUUUUCAUGUUUACUAAGAAUAGCUUUUGGCGCACUUUUGAUAGUCUACUUGACUCAAACCAACAACACCCCGCCUUUCCACGAUUUGAAGUCUUUACUGGACGACUCGUCGUACAAUAUUCUUUGUUUAAAAGGUUCUAUGAACAGCGCAGCAUUUAAGUUGUUUAACGAUCCCACGUAUAAAAAGUUACAAAGAAAGAACCGAGUGAAAUAUUUCGACACCGAGGAGGAGAUGUACAAAAUGGCGUGCGCGCAGGGAACUCAAAACGCGAUAUUUCAGAGCGUGGAUAUAAAAAUGGCUGCUGGAUCGUACAUCUGCCAUUUAAAUCCCACGGGGUAUCCCCUGCACGACGGGUACUCGGUUUCUGGGAUUUCAAGGAGCUUUAGCUACAAAAAAUCCAUCGAUAUAGGGAUACUCAGAUUAUACGAAGUCGGUAUAAUGGCACUGUUGAAGCGUCGUUGGAUAGAACCGAAUAACGUUAACGAAUUCGUGGCGAACGAAACGGAACCAAUUAUUAUGGAGCAAGUGUAUUUAAUCCUCCUAAUAUUCGCCUUUGGAAUGCUGAUCUCGUUUAACACCCUCAUACUUGAGAUUCUGAUAUUUUAUUAUAGUAAUUAACCCCGUUUGAACCUCUCCCAACCGAUUUUCGUUUUCCGAAAAUUUAUCAUCACACUCACGAGUAAUUUGUGUAAUAUA
Hylaeus volcanicus is the source of this 1943-nucleotide messenger RNA. RefSeq names its product probable glutamate receptor. The record is from RefSeq and is a predicted model, not a curated record. NCBI's taxonomy places the organism in Eukaryota, Metazoa, Arthropoda, Insecta, Hymenoptera, Colletidae. Bases 492 to 1865 code for a protein of 457 amino acids. The transcript has 7 exons.